Molecule: messenger RNA, 821 nt
Organism: Angiostrongylus costaricensis
Lineage: Eukaryota; Metazoa; Nematoda; Chromadorea; Rhabditida; Metastrongylidae
Source: the annotation of a GenBank genome assembly
UUGAGAUUUGAAACAAGGGCCAAUAAUUGGAAAGCCUUUUUAUGUAAAUUUGAUGCUUUAAGUUUUUCCCUUGACUCGCUGGACGUCUGUUAUUCCUCACCAUCCGACUCGUUUACUUGGAUUCAGUUUCUAUUCAGGACCUACCUGAUGCCGAUUACCUACCUAUUCGGAAUCUUCGCUAAUUCCAUAAACAUCAUUGUAUUCUCACAAAAAAACAUGCGCAGCCAAUCGGUUAACUGGUUCCUCUUCGUGCUGUCAAUAAGCGACCUCACAGUUCUCAUAGCCUCGUUCUUCGUAUUCUCCGUUCCUGUUUAUGCAGAAAUGACGAGUACGCGCAAUUUUGCAGGCAUGUCACGGACGUCGGCGUUAUUGCUACUCUGGUUCUACCCGCUAGCGCAAACAGGGCUUACGAUGUCCGUCUACCUCACCAUCCUCGUCUCAGUUCACCGCUUUGUUGGAGUCUGUCAUCCGUUUUUGAUCAGACGAGUGUCAAACUCAUCGACAGUGAAGGGUGUGAUCGCAUUCGCUGUUGUGUUUGCCUUCCUUUUCAACACCAGCAGAUGGUUCGAAUUACAGGCGAUGCCGUGCUAUUCCAAAGUACACGAAAGGUAGUGUCAUUAGUUGUCUACCCGACAAAUCUGAUGAUGAACAGCGUGUAUACGGUAGUGUACCGCAACGCUGCGUACACAAUGGUCAUGUUUUUCCUACCUUUUGCCAUCUUGACCUUCGUCAACUUACGGAUAAUUGCCACACUCAGGAGGUCAUAUCGCAAGACAACCACAAUUCGGCUUUUUGAGAAGACAUUCUCACAUCGAUCUUAA